AUGAAAAUGCUUUGGAAACUGACGGAUAAUAUCAAGUAUGAGGAAUGUGAGCCAGGAUGGCCGGGACAGAGGCAGAGCCAGGAGACGGGGCUGCUCCACACGCACCGGGGUUUGCCCCACCAGCUCUCAGGGCUCGACCCACGCAGGGACUACCGGCGGCACGACGACCUGCUGCACGCCCCACACGGGCUGGGCUCAGGACUGGCCGACCUCCCCCUCCACUCCAUCCCCCACGCCAUCGAGGACGUGCCGCACGUAGAAGACCCCGGUAUUAACAUCCCAGAUCAAACUGUAAUUAAGAAAGUCACCUUUCGGCAACACACCAUCUUCAGGCUCCACAACGUGUCACCCCCAAAUACCCCCUCCUUCGCUCCCCUCGGUGAGAAAGCAGCAUGUCAGGAUGCCCGCCGGGAUGCCCCGUUUCUCAAUCAAUGCCUUUUUGCCCGGAGCAGGGCGAAGUCUAAAAACGGAGGGAGAUCUCUGAGGGAGAAACUGGACAAAAUAGGAUUAAACCUGCCAGCCGGGAGGCGUAAAGCUGCUAACGUUACCUUGCUCACGUCGCUCGUGGAGGGAGAAGCAGUACAUCUAGCUAGAGAUUUUGGGUACGUUUGUGAGACAGAAUUUCCUGCCAAAGCAGUAGCUGAAUUUCUCAACCGACAACAUUCCGAUCCAAACGAGCAAGUCACAAGAAAAAACAUGCUUCUAGCUACGAAACAGAUCUGUAAAGAGUUCACCGACCUGCUGGCUCAGGACCGAUCUCCCCUGGGGAACUCGCGGCCCAACCCCAUUUUGGAGCCGGGCAUCCAGAGCUGCCUGACCCACUUCAACCUCAUCUCGCACGGCUUCGGCAGCCCGGCAGUGUGCGCUGCUGUCACUGCCCUGCAGAACUAUCUCACCGAGGCGCUCAAGGCCAUGGACAAAAUGUACCUCAGCAACAAUCCCAACAGCCACACAGACAACAGCACCAAAAGCGGCGACAAAGAGGAGAAGCACCGAAAGUGAGGAUUCCCCCCCUACACUCCUCUCCCUUCCCCCUCAUACAUAGCCCAUCGAUCCAUUCAUCUCCCUCCUCCCUCUCCCCCUGCACCCAGCACCCCAGGCUACAGCAACAAAAUGAGCGUCCUUCUGCCAAUCCUGUUCUCUGACUCUGCAGGACUGCUCUCUGCCCUCUCCC
Molecule: messenger RNA, 1174 nt
Organism: Chaetura pelagica (chimney swift)
Lineage: Eukaryota; Metazoa; Chordata; Aves; Apodiformes; Apodidae
Gene: TFAP2A
Product: transcription factor AP-2 alpha (activating enhancer binding protein 2 alpha)
Exons: 6
Coding region: 1-1002 (333 amino acids)
Biological process (GO): anatomical structure development; regulation of cell population proliferation; regulation of transcription by RNA polymerase II
Cellular component (GO): nucleus
Molecular function (GO): RNA polymerase II transcription regulatory region sequence-specific DNA binding; DNA-binding transcription factor activity, RNA polymerase II-specific
Source: RefSeq, a predicted model, not a curated record